AUGAGCGGCGGCGGCGGCGGCGGCGGCUCGGACGGGAACGAGGAGUUCUACCAGCAGCUGCGGCUCCAGCAGCUGUACGAGGCCCGCCGCAGCGGCGAGGGCGAGCCCGACCCCUUCACCUACGUGGACCCGGCGGAUGGGACGGCUUACGAGUGGGACCGAGACAAGAAGGCCUGGUUCCCUAAGGUGACUGAAGACUUCCUGGCAACAUAUCAUGCUAACUAUGGCUUCCCUACAGAUAGUUUAGACAGUUCCUCUGCUUCAAAGACUGAAAGUAAGCCAGCUGUGGAUUCUAGGACAGUAGGAGCACAGCAAUCGGCAAAUAAAAAAGCACCCCAACAAACAGAUUCUAAACAAAAAGGAGAAAAAAGAAAACUCGACGCGGGAUGGUUUCAUGUUGAAGAAGACAAAAACACAAAUGUGUAUGUGACGGGUUUGCCUCCAGACAUUACAAAGGAUGAGUUUAUACAGGUUAUGUCAAAGUGUGGUAUCAUUAUGCGAGAUCCUCAGACAGAAGAACAUAAAAUUAAACUUUAUAAAGACAAGCAAGGAAAUCUUAAAGGAGAUGGCCUCUGUUGUUAUCUCAAGCGAGAAUCAGUUGAGCUUGCAUUAAGACUUCUGGAUGAGGAUGAGAUUAGAGGCUACAAAUUGCAUGUUGAAGUAGCAAAGUUUCAACUAAAGGGGGAGUAUGAUGCAAGCAAAAAGAAGAAGAAAUGCAAAGACUACAAGAAGAGGCUGUCUCAACAACAAAAACAAUUGGAUUGGAGGCCUGAGAAGAAAGAUGCCACAGCUCGAAAGCGACAUGAGCGUGUUGUUAUCAUCAGGAACAUGUUCCACCCAAAGGAUUUUGAGGAAGAUCCUUUAGUACUGAAUGAGAUCAGGGAAGACCUACGGACAGAAUGUGAAAAGUUUGGAGAAGUAAAGAAGGUUCUCUUAUUUGAUCGACACCCAGAUGGUGUGGCCUCUGUUUCAUUUAAAGAGCCAGAGGAAGCUGAUCUGUGCAUACAAGCUCUCAAUGGAAGGUGGUUUGGUGGUCGUCAGCUAAGUGCUGAAACAUGGGAUGGUACAACAGAUUAUCAGGUGGAGGAGACCUCAAGAGAAAGAGAGGAAAGGCUUAAGCUGUGGGGGUCAUUUUUAGGAGAGUCUGAUGCAGAAAAGCAGAAAAUUGCAGCUGCUUCAAAUUCUGCAGCUAGUAGUGUGAAACUGCCUGAAGAUCAGCCUUCAAAAGAUAAUGGCGCAUCUAAAGGUGAUGUGAAUGAUGAAGCUCAUAAGAGAGAGAAUAAUGGUGAAGGCAUUAAUGAAGAUGGCACUCCAUCAACAGACAGCAGUCUUGCAGGCAGUGAUGAUGAAACCGAUACAUAACAUCUCUAAUAUUUUAUGAAAGCAUGCUUUUUAGGGUGAUGUUUGGAUUUCUCUUAUCCUGUGCUUCAGGGUGACUACAGACAGUGUUCAUGUGUUUAUAUGCAUAUUAGAUGUCAUCAGCUUGUGCUUUGAAAUUUUCAUUAAAAGCAGUAGUUAAUGAAGAUCUAAAAAAGUUCAUAUUAAUUGGCUGCUGUUCAAGAACACAGCAGAACUGACCAGGCUUCUUAUGUCAUAUAUUUGCUUGUCAGUGUUUAAAUUAUAUAAAUGUGAAGUGUAUGUGAACUCCAGAGUUUGAACAAUUACACAGAAUCUAAAACAUUUUAAUAAUAUACAAAGAUAUUAAAAUCAAUAUUAAUGUUUGCUUUAGUUCC
Dermochelys coriacea (leatherback sea turtle) is the source of this 1733-nucleotide messenger RNA. It is a transcript of the gene HTATSF1, whose product is annotated as HIV-1 Tat specific factor 1. Gene Ontology annotation, cellular component: U2-type spliceosomal complex; U2 snRNP. The transcript is spliced from 9 exons. The record is from RefSeq and is a predicted model, not a curated record. Gene Ontology annotation, biological process: mRNA splicing, via spliceosome. Bases 1 to 1362 code for a protein of 453 amino acids. Gene Ontology annotation, molecular function: RNA binding. NCBI's taxonomy places the organism in Eukaryota, Metazoa, Chordata, Testudines, Dermochelyidae.